Messenger RNA from Lymnaea stagnalis (great pond snail), 5861 nucleotides. NCBI's taxonomy places the organism in Eukaryota, Metazoa, Mollusca, Gastropoda, Lymnaeidae. The record is from the annotation of a GenBank genome assembly.
UUUUUCUUUAAAAUGAAAACGCAUUUCUUGGGUACAUAUGCUGUGGAGAGUAUACUGACGUAAACAAAAGCACAUGGUAACAGAAUCUCUAAGGCCUUCGUGUAAAGAUUCUGGAAGUACCAAAUGCUGCAAUAGCUUAAAAUAAAAAUCACGGAGGCCUUCACUGGUUUCAGAUGGAUCGUUCCGUUCACUCUACGGAUGGAAUGGGACACGGAUCCUUAGUGGUUUGGAACGGGGCCUUGAACAAGGAAAAUAACAAUAGCAAUGAAAAUAUAUCGACCAGUAACGAUAACGUUGGGCCGGUCAUAAGAAUUCUCGAAAUAGAGGCGAAAAUAGACAAAGAACCCACACAAAUAGAUGAAAGCUCAUCUGCGGUGUUAAAGUAUAGAACGCCUAAUUUCAGGUAUAGUUUGCUCGUCAAUUUUCAUUUCUAUGACUCUUUUGAUGUCAAUAAUAUUAUCAUACUUGUCUAACUUGUUUUGGCUUUGGUCAUUUGAAAUGAUAGAAAUGAAAGAUUUUGAUUAAUUUAGUCUUAGACUAGAUAGUUAUGGCAUGGACUUGUUGUUGUCAUGUUGGUCUGGUUAUUUGUAGUAGUAAUUAUAAUAAAUACUAGGCCUAUCAGUAUUUACUUUAAUACACUAAUGACAGUAAUGAUGUGUUGAUUUCUCAAGAGAGGCCUUAGGCCUAGGCCUUACUGCAACACACACAGUAACAAAAUGAUAAGACUAAUAAAAAUAAUAAGAGAGAUCUCUGAGCCAAUCAUGAAUCAAUAAUAAGUUUUUUCCCCUGACAAAUUUAUUGUGUUAAACCUCAUAUAAACCAUGCAGUAGGUCUAUAUAUCAUUCAUUAUAAUUAAUUAAAGUUAGAGGUAAAUCAAUUGAUGCAUCAAUAUAUUUGAUAGAAUAUGAGGAUGUCAUGAGCUAUAUACUAUGAGUUUCUGAACUGAUGUAGCUUCAAACAUGUUUCAUUGUUUAAUAUAUAGCGCAAUAUAAUAUAUGUCUUGGACUUCGAGCAUUUACCAAAACUUUAAAUAAUGUGUCCAUGUUAAAAUCUCACUGUUAGAAUUUAAGCCACACUAUAAAAUAAAUUUCUAAUUUAGACCUUGACCCUGGCUUACUGCACUUUGUGUUAAUAUGCUAUAUAAUUGUAUAUAUAGACUUCUAUUUUAACUUUAUUCUUAUUUAACUUAUUAUGCAUGUGUAUUUUCUUAUUUUGUCUGUGAAGAAAUACACUGUUUCUAACAAAUACAUCUAAAGAAAUAUGCUUUGAAUUUAAGAAUCUUUUAUAUUCUCUAUAUCUGAUUAGUUUAACCAAGUUGUGCUACUCAUUUAGAAACUGUCCAUGUUCAGUGUGUUUAUAGGAUGAAUUUUAUGUUGUUUUUCAUUUGAUAUUCUUCAUCUUAGUUUAGAGAGUUUCUGCUGUUGAUGUUUUGUCUUAUUAUUGCAAUGUUGAUUAGGGCUAGUGCAACUGUGGAAAUUUCACCAUUUUCUGAUAAUGAAGCCUGGAAAGUUGGUUGGAUUCAGGCAUGCACAGAUAUGACAUUUCACAACACUUAUGGGAAAGAGGGAUAGUGAGUUUAUAGUUGGGUUUUGUGAAAUCAUUUUGAAGUUUUUAUAUUGUUCAACAAUAUGUUACACUUGCUGCAUUGGUUUUAAAGUUUCUCUUACGAGUUUUAUGCUUGACAAAUGUUUUUUGUGUGUCUUCAUUGGUUAUAUUAUUAUAAAUUAUUUGUGUUUCUUCAUUGGUUAUAACUUUUAUAAGUCAUUUAUGUGUCUUCAUUGGUUAUGUUAUUUCUAUAAAUUGUCAAUCUGAAAAUAAAUUGAUCAAUGAUCCAGUGAUAUCUUAGUACUAGGAUCAGGAGGGUAGCUUUAUAUUUGCAAACGCACUAAUGUAAGGCAUCUAUUUAUUCCUAAUCUUGUACUUGUAGUAAUUUCCCCUUUUAAAUUUCAAAUGGUUAGCCCUGUCAUGUGUUGAAAUAUGAGGAUUUCCUAAAUUUACAAAAAUUUGACAUAAGAUCAUCUGUGUCUAUUAUAAAUUUACAAACAAUUCCACUGAAUUAAAGCUAACUGCUGUUGUUCAGUUAUAAAUAAUACCAAGAACUUUUUUUUCCCCACUACCACACUAUGUAUGCAACAUCUUCUCAUUUUUUUUUCAUCAGCACAAGUUGGGAGUUUCCUGAGUUGACAUCAGGCAAGCAGACUAUGAUAUCAGAUUGUGACGGUCGUCAUUACCCUUGGUAUGGAUCACGUAAUGAGACAGUCAUCUUCAAAGGCCCAUGUGAUCGUUAUCAGACAGCCACUGUCUACAUGAAUGAUAAUUUCCAUCCUCAUGUUACCUGGAGAAACCCUGCCAACAGACAUCAGCUGGAGCCUAAUCUCACCCACAUUAUAAGAGACCAGAGCUUCUAUGUCUGGCUGGUGGCCUGGAAUAUGGUUACGAUGAAAAGCUUCGUCAUGCAGGUCAAACUCAUGUAAUACUGUACUACCCAUUAUAGUCAUCCAACAUUCCUUUUCUGUUUUUUUUUGGUCAGGAUUGUUUAAACUUCAUCUUUGUUAAAUAAAGAAUUUCUGAAACGUUAACAUUUACAUGAAGCACAGCUUACUGUAAGGGAUGGAUUCUCAAGCAUCUUAUAUAUAGUCUCUCCUUAUCAUGGGAGAAUAAAAUCUCCAGUCUUGUCCCGCUUUUAUAAGGCUAACAUCUUGGGAACCAUAAAUGUGAUGAUUAUGGGAAUCUUUUCUUCUACCAUUAUACCAGCAAGAGUCAUUGUGGUCAAUCAGCUUCUACACAUCUGUGGUAUCUGUACAUUCUUACCACAUAGUUUCACCUGACCAAACUUUCCAUACUGGCAUUGUUUUUUUUAAUGUCAUUUAAUUUGUUUCUUUGUUUUUUUUCCUAUCUCAUACCAUGUAAGCUUUUUUUGGCCAGUCUAUAUUUCAACCUUAAUACCCAUGGAAUCCUAUCAUCUGUAAGCUAAGUUGAUUUGCUUUACUUAUAUUGAGAAUAAUUUCAAUUUUUCCACUGAUGAAGGAUUUUAGCUUUUUUUAUUUUAUUUGCAUAUCAUAUUUUUUACGUGCAUGGUUGUCUCUUUUUACACUUAAAUUAUUGUAAUUGUAAUGAUAUGAAACAAUUUCCUUGGUGUUUUUUUUAACGUUCUCUCCUUCCUUUUUUAAAACUGGAAUACAUGCAUUCUUCUAAGAUCCUGAGCAUAACUUAUCUAUAUACACAUGUAAAGCUUCUUCUUAGCAGUUCUUAAUGAUGUGCUCAACUGCAAUUUUCAAGGGUCCACUCUUUUUCAUGAAUCAGUUAUUAUCUCUUGCAGUUUUGUAUCUGCAUGCGCAAACAUUCUUUCAUGACUCAGACAUUAAAAAAAUGAAUCUCUAUCUCUUCAGUUACGCAUUAAUUUUUAAUCAGAGAGAGAGUUUCAUUGAAGGUUCUUUCAUUCAUGUCACAUUGUCUUUUUUAACUUGCAGAUUUUAGGAAUAAAUUAAUGUUAAUUAUCACUGGGAUUUAAGAUGAUUUUCUUUAAAGAAACUAAAAGUUGAGGGAACCUCAAAGUAGUAAUUUUAAUUCAAAGUUUCCCACUUCAGCUUUACAAAAGAAAAAAAAAUUUGGAAAAAUGUAUAUUGUGUUUGAACACCUUUGAUACUAUUACAACCCACCUAUUCUGUUUCGCCAAAGAAAAUUUUCAAAUCUUACUGUUUCGGCUUACAAUAUUUGAUGAAAGUGUUCCAUUUUUCUGUACAUCUAAUCCUGAAAGCACAUCUGUUUAAAAUAGUAGCUGGAAAUCAUGCGGUGUAAUCAUGUGAAACAGUGAAAAUCAUCUGCCCUUUGGUUUUUUGGGGGUUUUUCUGUGCCUCCUUACAGUAGUAUUAAUUUUAGAAUUUUUCUCUAUAAAUAGACAAUAUCUUGGUGCAUGCAGUUGGAGAUCGCCAUAGAUCCUCGAAGACCUUUAGGUGAGAGAGCAACCCUGAUCAGUAAUCCAGUGCCUCGGCAGCCGAUUAUUCUUGACUACAAUGUACCUAUUCCACGCUGUGCUCUGACGCCACCCUGCGCCAAUUCUGCCCAAAUGUUGGUCUGGCACCCACGUCGUGGCAAGCCUGUCUGUGUCAUCCCACCUGUAUGGAAGAGCCAAAGUCGAAGUCCAAAGCGAGACAGCAAAUUGUGAAUUUAAUGUUUCCUGAUUUGAUUUUUUAUUAACAGCGCAAUACCGUCUCAGGAUCUAGUCAGCUAAUUUAUUUUAAAUGGUGCACUAAAUCACUACUAAAUCUUAGGAUCACUUCUAAGACAUGUUUCAACCAAGUAGUUGUUGAAAAAACUUGAACAUUUAAAUUUUCUUUCAAACGUUGUUAAAUUUUUUAAGCAGGGAAUAUAAAAAUUCUAUAAUUUGUUGUUCUCUUGCCUUCAAGCGUGACACAAUUUCAUCUCCGGUUAUUGGCAACCAAAAGAUAAUGAGAGAUGUGAAUGUUAUUGGCCACUGAUAUAAUACAAAAAUAAAGAGGGAAGUGAGAUUACAUCCCUUAUCGUCUAUUUCAAUCUAGUCAAAAAGCCUCAAUUUUGUUCAUGGACCACCAGAUCUUUUUAGAAUAAAAAAGAAACACAAGGCCUUUUUAUUUAUGUUUCCUUUUCUUGAUAAAUAGUAACAAAAAUCCAACUUAAUAAUUUUGAAUUUCUGCUUAUGUUACAAAAUGUUUAAUGUGUGAAGCGUCAUCAUCUGUUUGUAGCAAAAGUUCAGUUGUUGAACAGGAACUGUUAAUGAAAUAAUUUCCAAAACCAGUUAACAUUGUAACAAUUUUUUUUAUCCGGAAAUCAACAAAAGAUAUGAGUUUUGUAAGGGUCCUGGUGGUCUAUGGACAAAACAAUGAAUGUUGAGAGUUGUUGAAAUCUCUGUGUUCUGGUGACAAAGAGUUUAAGUCCUGUGACAGUGGCUGUGCAAUGAUUGGCUAAUUGUAUGUUUUCAGCAAAUAAAGUGCUGGUUAAUCCAUCUUCAUGAUCCUAGAGAGGACGUUGUUGAUAUCACGGGAGAUCUGGCUAAGCCUGGGCAAUUUUGCCAGGCUAGUCUACAAAAAAAAUAACAAGAUCCAAUUAACUUUGUAACUGGUUUGUUCUACAAUCAUGUUUAUUUUAAGCUAUUGCACAAGAAAAGAAGGUUGGUUUAUCAGCUUUUGAUAUUUAAAUAUUUAUCUUUUUUUUUUUUACACCUUAAAAUUUGCUGAAGGGAUGAGUAUUUCUCAAGGUCUGUGGUUUUUUUACAGCCAGAAUCGAAUUGAGUUGAGGGUUAAUUUUUAAUCUACAUAUACUAUUUAUAUAAUCAUUUUGGAUGGAUUUUUGUGUACAAAGAGUUAAAAUCAACAGUGUUGUGAAUAUUAUCAAUUAUGUUUCACUCAUUUUGCUUACAUUUCUUAACCUGAAAUUCAUUAUAUGCAACAUGUUAGCUCCAACACUUGAAAUUUGUCUAAGUGGCCAAACAAAAAAUGUUGACAUUUCAAUAUGUGGCCAGACAUUUUUUAUAAGUUUUGGGGUGUUUCAUUUCUAUUCAUGAGCUAUGACAUUGAAGGAGGAAGGCAUUCUGUGACAUCACAUUUUUUUAAAAAUUACUUUGGGGGACAUAACUUGUGGAACAAAAAUCUUUUAAAAGGUUUAGAUAAAUGCCCUUGAAUGUUUGCUAAUCCAAUAAAUUAUAAUCUGGGGAAAUGAUUUCAUGACUAAGGAUGUCAUAUUUUACUGCAGCCAAUUACUAUUCUGUGGCUUAAUAAAAAUAUUAUAUUUUUCUGAUAAAAUUAUUCCACAGGUAAUUUGUCUCAACACAUUUAAGCAAGCAGUGAUUAUUGUUAUGUAUAUUAUACUUCUUUUUUUUUUUUUUU